UUAACAGGCCGUGUGAUGGGAAACAUGACCCGGUCGGUCCCCGUCUCCCGCCGUGUCGUCCUCUCCUUCCUCGACUUCCUCAACUCCGUCGAGUUAGCUCCUGGGGCUGAUCCUGAAGCUCUUGAAGUUGCCAAGGAUUGCCUGGAGUCCAUAUUUAGUGUCAACUCAUCGUCAACUCGCGAGGGCGUGCAGCCAGGACUGUUACUUGAACUCUUUACUUCUCUGCAAGCUCAUGAACAAGAUAGGUCAAGACCAGAUCCAGUGUCACAGCCAGUGCCAAACAGACCAGCAUGCAGUGCAAGUCCUUCCAGUAUGCAAGAAGACUCAAAUAAAUGUACAACAUCAAAUAGUGAAGACCAAGCUGAAGACACCUUUGACCUAGAUCAUUUAGGAGAUGAGCUGUUUGUGAAAUUCUAUGCCGCGCUUGAUGAAAUUAAUUUCUUCAAGACAUCAUCCGCUGGUACUGAGGAUCCUGGUCAACUUUCAAAAGCAUCACAAUUCUUCGAUGAUGCAUUACUGGAGGUGCGCAACUCGGGAAGAAAAACAGCAAGCUUAGUAGACCUGGCGGAGUUCUUUAAAUCGAAAGGAAACGACUUCAUGAGGUCAAAACAACACCUAAAAGCUGUAGAGCUGUACACGGGUGCCAUUGCAUUGAGCAAGAAAAAUGCCAUUUACUAUUGUAACAGGGCUGCUGCAUAUACCCUUCUUAAUAUGUGCAAUGAAGCUGUUAAGGACUGCUUGAAGUCAAUAGAAAUUGAUCCAAAAUACAGCAAAGCAUAUAGCCGACUUGGAUCUGCUUUCUUUGCCAUGGGGAAUUAUCAUGAUGCUUUAUAUAAGGGAUACUUGAAAGCCUCUGAGCUGGAGCCUAAUAAUGAAAAUGUUCGACAGAAUAUUGAGGCUACGAAAAAGAAGUUGGCUGAACAGCGAGCUCCACCAGGACAGGGUCAAGAAUCGCAAUCAUGGUUUGGUGGCCAGGGGAGCGACGGUCUUCCUUUCACAGUAUUCCCUCCUGGAAUUUCCCCCCCUCCUGAAUUCCUGGCCAAUAUCAUGAAUCGCGGGUCUGUUCCUGGUCAACAGCCACCUCAGCAUUCUGUAAAUAUAAAUCUGAAUGACUUCUUUGGUCAUGCAAAUGUCAAUGGGAAUCGCCAAGGACCAACGACUGGGAAUCCAGGCAACCAUACUCCACCAUCUCCUUUCCCAGCCAAUGCAGCAGUCCCUCCUGCUUUCUCAUUCAUGGGCUCAGGUAGUACGGAAGCAAACCACGCGCAUCAGGCUUCAGGUGAAUACAGUGGACCAGGCGCCCAGACGGAUGCGGGGGUCUACGUAAAUCUGGCAGGACAGGAGCAGGCUGCUGAGGCUCUGAGAGCUGUGAUGCAGAUGUUUGGACCGCAUAUGGGCCCAAACGAAGGCGCACCACCGAGAGGACCAGGUUCAACCUGAGAAGCAAAAAAAGGAAGUGCGUAAUGUUGUUCAUAGUCGGAUAUCUUCGCAGUGCUGUAUGGCUUCAUUGAUCACGUUGUUCUGGUAGUUUUGUUGUUGUUUAAACUUUGUCUGUGCUUAAAACUCUCCCUGGGCACCAUAUACCUGUCAUGUAACUCUCGUGCGAUGGAUGCAAAGGCAUGGUCUAGCAUAUAUAGGCCUGUGUUGGUUAACAACUGGUACCUAUAAAACCUUUUCAUGCUAUUUGCAUUGAAUUCCCUGGAUGUAGUAAUGUGUUUGUGUGUGUGCA
Molecule: messenger RNA, 1729 nt
Organism: Lolium rigidum
Lineage: Eukaryota; Viridiplantae; Streptophyta; Magnoliopsida; Poales; Poaceae
Product: small glutamine-rich tetratricopeptide repeat-containing protein-like
Biological process (GO): post-translational protein targeting to endoplasmic reticulum membrane
Cellular component (GO): membrane; TRC complex
Molecular function (GO): protein binding; molecular adaptor activity
Source: RefSeq, a predicted model, not a curated record